UUAGCUGAAUCUCCAACCGGUCUUCUUCUGGUCUGAGGUAACGUGGAUGCGGCAGCCUCCGCGCUACCUUCCCUCCAGAUUCAGGCCGCUGGAGAACAGUGACCAAGAACUGCCACCUCCUAAUCCAGGGUGUUAAGCGACACCGUGCCUAUUGGACGGUUUGCAGCCAGGAGGGAAUAAUCCGGCUGUAUUAGAACGGCGCCUUUCCGACACCAGGCCGCAUCGGGGAGUAACGGUGGCCUUACCGCGACAAGGGGCGCUGGCGCGGCGGACUUUGAAGAUCCCCUUCAAAACAUUAGACUGCUGAGCUCGCCUCGUCGAGCAGGCGGUCGUACGAAAAAGAUGAGCACAACUACAAACAAAAAAACAACAAAAAACCAAAAAAACAAAACAACAACAGCAACUACAGCUACAACAACAGCAACAACAACAUCUACCACAGCACCCGCGCCACCAGCGGCGGUGGGCAUAACGGCAUCAGCAGUAACAGUAAAAGCUACAGGUACACCAGCAACGCCAAGCAGCAGCACGCUAGAAGGCUCUAAGAGCGCCAAGCGCAAGAGCAGCUUCUUGGACAAGCUGACAGUAGAAGAAGCAUCGCUGUUCAUCGAGCAUGCGAGGGAUGACGAACGGCCAGGCACCAGUGCAGAGGCGUCCUGUAGCAAGGCACGGGGCAAAAAAGAUCGGCCGCAACACCGGUCCGGCAGUUCUCUUUACAGGCACACAGUAACAGCGACAUCAGGAAGCAGCCACCGUACCGAGGGCAGUCACCGCUCCAACAGUCGGCAUCGCUCAAGCCGUCGGUUCAGCUUCGUCACGGUAAGACCGUGGAGACAAAAGGCGACAGGCAGCAAGGAGUCGGAGGCGCAGGAGACUCAAAUCGACGUGGUCGCCGGUUCCUCUGCUGCCCAGACGGCCGAGUCGACCUCGGGCUUACCGGCGGAGCAGCCACCACCUGCAGAAACACCAGCUCCCGCAAGCACGCUCGGGCAUACCGCUACCACCACCUCAGCGGAACACGUGCCCUCAACGCAGGAGCUGCUAUCAGGUUUGGACUUGAGGCGACUAGAGCUUGAUAAGCGGAACGAGAGCGAACUACAGCUCUCCGACCUGGACGAGCUCCACCUAUGA
This is a messenger RNA of Rhagoletis zephyria (snowberry fruit fly), 1131 nucleotides long. Its product is annotated as endochitinase A-like. NCBI's taxonomy places the organism in Eukaryota, Metazoa, Arthropoda, Insecta, Diptera, Tephritidae. The record is from RefSeq and is a predicted model, not a curated record.